Molecule: messenger RNA, 2049 nt
Organism: Leishmania mexicana MHOM/GT/2001/U1103
Lineage: Eukaryota; Euglenozoa; Kinetoplastea; Trypanosomatida; Trypanosomatidae
Product: tyrosyl-DNA phosphodiesterase-like protein
Exons: 1
Coding region: 1-2049 (682 amino acids)
Biological process (GO): double-strand break repair; single strand break repair
Cellular component (GO): nucleus
Molecular function (GO): double-stranded DNA binding; single-stranded DNA binding; 3'-tyrosyl-DNA phosphodiesterase activity
Source: RefSeq, a predicted model, not a curated record
AUGAAUGGCGGCGGUGCUACACGGCACGCGGAGGCUUGCUUUCCGUUUUGGGUCAACGACGUAGGCUCCUUCACUUCCGUGCCACAGGGUCGUGCGCCAUCGUCGUGCUCCCUGCUUCGCCUCCGUGACCUGUUCCGCUGCGACCUGGCCGAUCCUGGCGAGUGCUGGCAGCACAUCCUGCUUUCCAGCUACGUGACUGACCUUCGAUGGCUGCUGGCGACGGUGCCGGAGCUGUCCGCUGUGACAGGGAAGCUGGUGGUGCUCAGCGGCGAAAAAGGGACGGCGACGCUGCGGCGCACCACCGGCGAUCCUUCGUCUCCAUACACGGCAACGUCGCCGCUGAUGGACCGGGUGAACCCGUUCAUGGCUGCCUUGCGCGAACAAGCGAGGGCCACAUCUGCGUUACACACCACUUUAUCGCGUGAACGCCUUGCUGUUCUCGAGCCGCCGCUCCCCGUUGCCUUUGGGACGCACCACACCAAAAUGGCGCUCUGCGUCAACAGCAGAGGUCUGCGUAUUUCUAUCUUCACCGCUAACCUUGUCGAGCAGGACUGGUGCUGGAAGUCGCAAGGCAUCUAUCUGCAGGACUUCCCAUGGAAGGCGGCGACGGAGUGCUCAAACGACGUCGCCGCAGGUGCGACUGUGGUGAAAACGGCAGCGAGCAGCACCAGUAAAGGCGGCAAUGGCAGUAACACCCUCACAAAGGGCGCCGAAUUCGUCGCGCAUCUGCGCAAUUACUUGAUGCAGUGCGGCGUGAGUCUCACCACAGCAUGCGCUUCACCGACAGAUGCGGUAUCCGCGGCUGGCCCCCUCGGGAUCUUCGAAACGGAUUUCUUAUCUCACAUCGAUUUCUCCGCUGCAGCCGUGUGGCUCAUCAGCUCCGUCCCCGGAACGUGCGCGUACGGUGAGGUCGCUCCUGGCUACCGUGUCGGGCUUUGCCGACUGGCGGAGGUGCUACGGCGCUCGGCGCUGACGAUGGCCACGGCGCCGGCGUCCGUCGACCUGAGCUGGCAGUACAGCUCCCAGGGCUCGCUCAAUCUGGCGUUUCUGAACUCUCUGCAAGCAGCCAUGUGCGGAGAGUCGGUGUCAGUGAUUGAGUCCGGCGACACACCACGAGGCGUGCGUGACGUACAGGUGGUAUACCCCACCGAGGAAGAAGUGCGGAACAGCUGGGAGGGUUGGCGCGGUGGCGGGUCACUCCCGCUGCGCGUGCAGUGUUGCCAUGAGUUUGUGAACGCGCGGUUGCAUCGCUGGGGCAGCAGCGAGGAGGGUCACACGGCGAAGCGUGCUUUCCCGCGGCCAGCUAAAGUCGCGGCGGCGCACGCCAGCCGUGAGGAUGCUGUGGAUGUAGAUGGAGUGGACAGUGAUGGGGGCGAGGGGACGACGGCAUCGCUGACGUGCAGCUGCGCAGCCUACCGACAGUUUGCGCUGCCCCAUAUUAAGUCGUACGCGGCCGUCGCGCCAGACCGCUCCUGCGUCCGUUGGUUUCUUCUGACGAGUGCGAAUCUUUCCCAGGCGGCGUGGGGUAGCCUUAGCAGGAAGAUGAACCAGCGCGGUUCGCGGCAACAGCUCGUGCGCUCGUACGAGCUGGGUGUUAUCUACGACUCCCAUUCUGCUAUUCACCCGUCAGCAUCAUCGUGGUUCAGCGUGGUGUCCAAGACGAAGAUCGAGCUUCCGAGCGCACGCAAUUCUCGUGCGAUGCUCUACGAGACGCCGCUCGGCGUUGAAACUCAGAAUGUGUGUCUGUACACUCCAUACAACCUCCUUUGCCCGACCCCGUACGCAAGCACUGCCGCUCUGCGAGCGCGCCGGGACGCACCUGUCGAGGGUGAGCAGGCUGUGGCAGGAUCGACGCUGGACUGUAGUGAUGUGCCGUGGGUGCUAGACAUGCCACACCGGGGUAGGGACGCCUACGGCCUCGAUUUCGAGGAGGCGUUUGAGAGUAGUGUUUCUCCAAAUUUAUCAAAGUGGCAGCCUCGUACGCGCGCCAUGGAGACCGCACCGCUGCACAACAUCGGGGCCCCACGUAAGCGCACGCGCGAGGCGUAG